Cuculus canorus (common cuckoo) is the source of this 4490-nucleotide messenger RNA. Its product is annotated as cell surface glycoprotein CD200 receptor 1-A. The coding region runs from base 229 to 1230 and encodes 333 amino acids. The transcript has 7 exons. Gene Ontology annotation, cellular component: external side of plasma membrane. The record is from RefSeq and is a predicted model, not a curated record. NCBI's taxonomy places the organism in Eukaryota, Metazoa, Chordata, Aves, Cuculiformes, Cuculidae. Gene Ontology annotation, molecular function: signaling receptor activity. Gene Ontology annotation, biological process: regulation of neuroinflammatory response.
ACUCUCAGCACAGGAAGCCUAGUGCUCUGAAAAGUCAGAAGGAGGAACCUCUCCACCUUUUAGGAGUCAGACGAUCAGGAGCACUCACAGCUAGAGAAGAGGAGUGGGAAGGAGAGAGAGAAAACACUGACAUUGGCUGCUGAGUUUGCACUGGCAGGCAAGAAAUGCUCCCCAUGACCGCAGCUAGGUUGGCAGUGGGAUGGAUGGAGUGACGGAGCUGGCUGAGCCAUGAAAACAAGAGCCAACAUGGGAAUUGCUGGGAAGACUGUGUGUGUUUUUGUGCUGUUCACCAUCACCAAGGGCGUGAGAACAGUAGGUAAUGGGAUUUUAACUUCUUGGAGUCUUGGUGAAUCAAUGGUCUUGCCCUUCAAAGAACACAGAAAAAGACAUUCAGAGUACAAGAGAGUGUCAGCAACAGUAGGUAACAGCUCUGUGCUCACCUGCUCUCCCAAAUCAGAUAUGACUAUGGUAACAUGGAGAAUAAGCCCUGAGGCUGGCAGCCUCUGCAUCUUGGGAUACAGGACUGAUGAGAACAAGACAGAUAGAAUAAACUGCAGUGACAGCGUGGACUGGAAAUUUAGACCAGAUCAGGAUCUUGCCCUUGAGAUACGGCAAGUAGGAAUAGCUGAUGAGGGAAAUUACACCUGCGACGUGGCAUCACCAGAUGGGAAUUUCCCCAAGACGUACCACUUGACCGUGCUGGUUCCCCCCCGGCUGAUCCUGUCCUGUGAUGACCACGGGAACCCCGUGUGCAAGGCAGCGACAGGGAAGCCAGCUGCUCAGAUCUCAUGGGUCCUAGAGAGCAACUCCACCCCCAAGGAAGAAGGCCAUGCCAAUGGGACAGUGACUGUUCUCAGCAAGUUCACAGCAUAUAGCACCAGCAUGAUUAAUACGACCUGCAUUGUGUUCCAUCCAACUGGGAACCAGAGCAAGUCCGUAGUCUGUCAACUCCCAAAGAACAGCUUUAUCCUGCACGUCUCCAUCAUUUUUUGUAUCCUGAUCAUUAUCACCUUCCUAGCUGUUAUUUACUACAUUAAGCUCCACAGUGACAGAUUGUGCCAUAUAACCAAACCUCCUGAAACUAGUGUUACACAUUUUCCACAGGAUGACACAAUGGAAGUUGAACCUUAUACUACUUACGUGCAGAAGGAAAACAUAAUUUACAACUCAGUGUCUGAUCUGACAGUGGGGCAGAAUCUUCCACAAGGACUAUUCCAGCAAUAUGAAUGAUUCAACAACACUGGAAUCAAAGGGAGACACUUUAUAAAAGACUGGUUAUAGAAAAAAAAACUUCUCAGAGGAUUUCUUCAGGUUUUGGGGCAACAUAGCUCACUAGAUCUGUUCAAACACCAGUGCUUGCUGAUUAGUCUGUAUAGUUCUUUCCCCCCACCUGCCCAUUUUACCUUCUUCCUUGGGAAAGGAAACAGCUUUACUGUUAUUCUUUGGGACAAUGUGACUGACUGCAUGCCAUAGCUUUUCCUGGAAAUCUGUUGUGAGCUAUUCUUGCCUUGGAAAUCCUAGUUUUGCCAGUCACUCCUAGGGAUUAUGUUGAUGCACUUGACACUAUAUUGCACACAUUUGGGAGAUGGGUAGAGUGUUAGGUCUCAACCAAAAUGAAACACUCUUCCAGCAACAGCCACUUUUUUCUGAUUCACAAUUUACUAACGUAGUGGCCGGAGUAUCCACCAUCAAAUCAUAGCUAAAAUGGCUGAAGACGUUCAAUACUCCAGUUCUGAAAACAGAAACAAAUGAUGAAUCAGGGCAUCCACUAAGAAAGAGACUUCGCUAGCGUAGUUAAUUUACUUGUCAUGUUCACAUCCAGUGUUUCCACUUAAAUGUGUUCAUUCUGUAUUUAGAUUGUUGUUCUCAUCACUUUUCCAUAAGAUUCCAUAAGAUAUGAUAUUCCUCUCUUUGUUAAGAAUAUUGGCAUUAAGAUACUGCAAAAGAAUUACGUUACUCAAAUCUGGUAAGCUACUUUUAACAGAUACAAACAUCAAAUAUUUCACAAAAUGAAAAAAGUUCAAAUAUAUCUUUUAUAACUGUGCAAUAAUGGACAAAAAAAGAUAAAAUGCUUGCUAAUUCUAGUCAUAUUUAUUAUAACUGCUACAACUGAAGAUAUUUUUCAUUCGUAUCUAGAUCUUUUAUUGAUAUUCUUUUAAAUAUACUUGCAAGUUCACUUUUUUGUAUGUCAGCCUAUAUGUCUUAAUGUGUCUCAUGCUGAGGUGAAUUCUUCUCACCUUCCCAAAAGAUUCUUUGGGAAUAAGUCAAAUAAAUUGUCCUCUAAAUACUAGCAGUUCUCAAACUUUUUUUCAUAGAAUCAUAGAAUCCCUAGGUUGGAAAAGAUCAUUGAGAUCAUCAGGUCCAACCUUACCUGUCCACUACUAAACCACAUGCCUGAGCACUUCAUCUACCCAUCUUUUAAAUACCUCCAGGCUAAUCAACUGAGUCAGAAUUCUCUGAAAUUCCACACUUAAAAUAGGUAUAAUAGUGUCCAAUAACCUUUCUUCCCACCUAAAACACAGUGCCAUCGCUUCUUCUGUGGACUGGGAAAUCAUUUAUGUUGUUCGGUGUCCAUAAAACUGGGGUUCAUCCUAUGAGACAGCAGCUCUUAAAGGUAGAUUCUUGCCAGUUUAUAUGUAAUGUUUUGUAUUUACAGAAGUAUAAUACCUGCUAACCUGCUGUCUAGCUGUGGGGUUUUAUGAUCUUUUAUAGUCUCAUUAAACUGGACUAAAUCAUGUGUGUUCCAGACCUGCAUGUUACUAAGCUUCUAACUGGUUGGUGAUUUCUUUUGUCCUCUACUUUAUUCCACAUUCAAGCCUGCUAUGGGCCGAAAACAAUAUUUCAGUUUGUAGCUGUGAUUAAUAAUAUGAGCGAAGAGUCUUACGUAUGCAUACAUAUGCAAAUAUUCUCUAUGUACCUAGCAUCACAGAAGGUCUAGAGCAGAAAGCCCCUUCCUGUGCUCCUCUUUCUGCAUCAGGGUACUUGCUACUUCUCUUUGUAAUGUGCUGCUGUUGUGCUGCAUUUAGCCUCCAUGCAAAAGUGCUGUGUUGACUGUCUCUCAGUGGCCGUGCAAGCCUGCUCUCUGAACUCCCUAGCAUGUUGCAAAGUCACAGGAAGAAAGUCAGCAGCUUUUCAGCGCCUCCCAUAAAGGCUUUGACUUUGACCACAUUUACCAAUGUUAUCUUACUGCAGCAUUUAACUUUGCUAAAUGUGUAUCUCCCACCAUUACUGCUAUAUUUUAUCUUCACACACACAUUCCAGUCUCCUGACAGUUUACAACUGCCAUUCCUGCUCUAAUCAGGCAGUUAAUAAUCAUGGUUAUCAUAUGGCUGUAGACUCCUGAGCACGGAGCUCAGAUGCUCAGCAAGUCAGCAGAUUCUGUGCUGUUGUGCACCCACAGAGCAGCUGCUUGCUGAAGUGCCGCAGGCCUUCUUCAGACUAUGGGCUUAUUCUUUAUUCAUUGCCCUUUAAAGUAACAUGCAAGUUUGCUAAAUUGCAAAAUUUAGCAGAAAGUUCAUUAUAUCGUCUCUUACCUGCUUCAGACAGCUUGCCGAACAACAUAAUUCAUUAAAAGUGGUGUUAUAGAUAUUAAUCUGUCUUUGUGUCCCAACAGUGUUUUGGGACUUACAGCUAUGAUUUCUUCCAAGUAUCACCUACUCCUAAUUGUGGUUUACUAUAAAACCUACAAUCCAAUUUGUAAUCAUCAUAAACCUUCUGGUUCAGUGUGUGACUGCUCUGUAGUUAUACCCAGCUUACUUUCAGUUAUGAAUUAAAAUGACUGCCUGAUCUUCUCUUUUCAUCCUACUGACAAUGGAAAUUUAAGUUUUCAGAUUAGAGCUGGAUGAGUUGCACAUGAACAUUCACAUAGCCACCUACCUUAAGAUGUAGCAGGGACAUCCUCAUACAAAUCUAGAGAAUGAGGGUAUUAGAAAGAGAAUGCUAAAUAAAUGGGUUUUUUUACAAAAAAACAAACCAAACAUGUAUUAAAAGAAGUUUUAAAAAAUCUGAAGUUUUUAUAAGCAGAGUAAAAUCUGACUCAUAUUUAACUGUCAGGGAAAGAAAAGUGCAAUGCAUUUAGUCAUAACUAGAAAGCAAGUUCAAAAAAUACAUUUGCACAGAAAUAAGCUACGCAGUCAGAACAAAACCUGUUCUCAGAAAGUACUAAGCAAAGAAUUUUCACUAAUGAAUGUAUUUCACCAGUGAAUUUGUAAGAAAGGCUUCCAUAGCCUAACCUGUUCUCCCUUUCAUUCACUUUAGAGAAGCCAUUUAUCUCUGACAGACUAAAUAUGCCAGCUGUCUUUGAUCACAUUAAGUUUAGAAAUAUUUACCCUUGUGCUUUUUGUCAUUUACCUCAGAUGGGAUGCUCCUCAAUUAGGAAAUUUCAUAAAUAUCCAGAAAGGUACCCCAUUAUUUUUCUUCUAUAUCUUCGCUUAACCUCCUCAAUGACAUCUGUUCAAUAAAAAUGAUGGGUUUUAGGGUGUGGGAGUACU